This is a messenger RNA of Caenorhabditis briggsae, 3429 nucleotides long. RefSeq names its product Protein CBR-PQN-22 (gene Cbr-pqn-22). The record is from RefSeq and is a predicted model, not a curated record. NCBI's taxonomy places the organism in Eukaryota, Metazoa, Nematoda, Chromadorea, Rhabditida, Rhabditidae. The coding region runs from base 1 to 3429 and encodes 1142 amino acids. The transcript is spliced from 18 exons.
AUGACCGAAGUCGGUGGGGUAUUCGUACCUCAAGCAAUAGCACCACUGUUCUCGAUGCCUCAAUCGACAAUUGACGAUGUUCAAAACACCACAACGUCUCCAAUUCGUUCUCAACCGUUUUCGUACUCGAAACCAACUCCCGGAGGUCCAAAGCUUCAUCAGAGAAUCAAAUGUCCUAGGGUAGUUCCACUAUCGUUCUGGUCAUCGUUGGAAGACGAAGAGGAUCUCGACGUCCCGUUGCCACCCGAACCGGAAAUGCCGCAAACUGUACAUCUUCAGUACAACUCCCCAAUGGGAUUGUAUUCCAAAGAGGCAGCUGUUGAGCAAUUCCAGCAGCAAAUUGGCGAAACUCCACAGGACUUGCCAGCCCAGGAUAAACAUUUCGAUCCCUCGAAAAGUGCAACUCUCAAGUACUUGAAGGAAGGCGAACGAGAGAAUUUUGGCGAAAACUUUUUCGAAAAAGUAGCUCAAGCCGAGGCUCCACGCGUCCCUUAUCAAUCGGAGCCAACUUGGGCACGAACUGCAAGAGAGAAAAGCGAACGAGCUCGCAGCAAAACUCCAGCUGACCCACAUCAAGCAUACCGCCCAGCUAGCUCUCCAGCCCCAGCCAACCAUCCAAUCCAUGCUGAAAAUGCUCGUGAGCACGCUGAAAAGAGCAGAGUAUUCACUCAUAACAUUAACGAACCAUACGGAAGAUCCUAUUGGGAAGCCAGUCACACCCUUCCAAGAUACCGAAGAAGCCACUCUGCUGGACAUGAUCUUGCCAAUCGAGGAUACGAAUUGGGAGGAAUGGAUUACACUGGAGGAAUCCAUGUGGACCAUGGAACUGAUUAUCAAUACUACGAGGAACCGGCUAGAAAGCCGCAACCACCAAAGUUGCCACCUGGUUAUGAACUAGGAGGAACUGAUUUUUAUCGUGGACAUGUUUCUGGAGAUGCCAACUACCGAGGACACGGACCGGAUCCACCAAGACUUCGUCCAAAGUACACAGCAGAUGCUCAUGAUCCAUGCAAUGUAGCUAUGGCUCCAAAUCUGGAAGGGGUGAGUCUAUGUAUUAAACGAAAAUCACAGUUGAAUCAGAAAAUACUACAGUUUUAUUUCCCAUAUGAAACAGUAGACGCGAACUUACUCGUCGGAGACACCCUUUCCAACCAAAAGAUCCGUCAUGAGGUCCGUCACAUCGACCAGACCAAAUUCGGAACAUCCUUCGGUCCAACCCAAGGAUUCACCCACGAUCAUUCCACGAUGCCUCGCUACGCGGAACCUCCGAAGCCAGUUGUAUAUUCUCUCUCAGCCAAUAAAUCAUUGGCUCGAUCGGCAUCUGUGCCCCGUUCAUCUGCUCCACCAGACCAACACAAUGUAUGGAAUGUUCAACAAUCGGAAGUUGAUAAGGAGGUAAAAAAUGAAAAGGUGAACAUUCGAACAUUACUGAACGACGAGGCUCUUCGAGCACCGAAACGUGAGCAAUCGCCGUAUUGGGCGGGACAUUCUGAGCAGAAACAUGAAGCGUGGCGAGGAAGAGUUGAUCCACGACUUCAGAGAUAUGAGACAUACAUCACCGAGCCAAACUGGCGUCGCAACGUCGACCAACGUCGUCUGGCUUGGGAACGUCGUGCUUUCGAAACCGAACAAAAAUUGAGCCGCCCGUAUUCGGAAAAGGUGGCGCCAGGCGUGCCUCCGGCCUGGCAUGCUGAGGCACAACACAAGCAUCAUCAGUGGCAGCAACAGGCGGAUAAUAUGAACACUCAAAGCUACACCUACUCGAACACCGGUUAUCAACCAUCCCAACCAGCUGGUGGACAACAAUCUUACAAUGAAACGAGACAGUAUUCAUCGAACACCACUUCGAACUAUCCAUCUCAAACUCAACAAUACCAACAACACCAAAACCAAUAUUCGUCUCAUUCGGAUCAUUCGAAUGCUCAACGUCUUUUGAACUCUGGUAAGUUCGUUUUUUCCUUCUCUUGGAGCUACAACACGAAUCAAGUGGACUAUGUGCUUUCUCAUAAGGACAAGUACAACGAGGGACCACACUACCAGCCACCAAUCAUCAACUCAUCGGCCACCGCUGCUAACAAUAACACGUCUUCGUCUUCUCACCAAUACCAUUCCUCUUCUCAAGCCAUUCCAUUAGGAGGACCAACUCAAGGAGGACACUCUUCGUCUUCUUAUACCACGGAGACAAGAGUUACUGGUGGAGGAGGAGUUCCGGUGAGCAACAACAACUACAGUAACCAGAACUACUCGUCAUCGGCCUAUAACUCAUCAUCCACUCAACAACAAACCAAGACCAUUCCGGUUCAGAAUUAUCAGUUCCAUCGUGACUUGGCAUCGCCACUCUCUAGAUCCAUCCCAGAGGAGAACUAUCAAGUUUCUCAAGAUAUUCCACUUCCAUCAGCUGAUCAGGUUUUCGAGAGCUCCAACUACAACAAAAGCUAUUCAAGCCAAACUACAACUCAACAUCAACCACAACCGGUUUUAACUGGAAACAACUAUUCGACUAGCUACCAUACCGAGAGAUCGUCGACUACCACCAACCAACAACCACAAGCGAUUGCUCUUCCACCACCACAAAACCACUCGAGCAGCUAUCACACCGAGACUCACAGCUCCACUGGACCAAUCAUGAUGCACUCCCCAGGAGGUCAUUCCAUGAAGAGCACUGAAUUCUCUUCAAGCCGUCACCACAAACAAGAGACCACCACAACUACGACAACUACUCCACAACCAGUCUUCCAUACAACCACUCUUCCAAUGACCAAGACCACCUCUUACAACUAUUCGUCGUUCAAUGAAACUGAAAAUAAAUUUCAGAGCACCGUCCCAUCUCAACCAGCCAAGCCAUCGUUCAACCAGGAGAGUUACACCUCUCACACCGAGAGAAACAGCUCUUCUCAAGGAUUCCCACAGCAACGACUUCAACCAUCUGGAGGAUAUUCGUAUGAGAAUUAUUCCAGCAGCAGAAAAGAAGAGAGCCGUCGCGAAGAAACGUCUCGUCCAGUGUCUCAACUUUCUCAAUACUCAGAAUCCCGGAACUACAAGAGGAACUACGAAGAGAAGACCGAAACAACAACAGUUCCAGCUGUUGCUCCAGCCACCAACUUCACCUAUAAGGAUCUUUCAAAUGCUCAAUGCGUUGAUGAUGUGUUCAAUAAGAAGACAGAGAUGAAUGAGUCUCUUCCAGUUGGAUCUGUUUUCAAUACUCAUAAUAAUACCGAGGGAGGAUACCGUGACGUCAAUGGACACGACGUCUCCUACAAAAGAGAAACUCAAACAUCAGCUGAUCCAGGACGGGAAACUGCUCUUCUGAAGGAAGAGGAGAAGCGAGUCGUCGAAACUCCACUGGAGCCAGGAGUCAUUUCUCGCCACGUCACCACCAAGUACUAUAAGAAGAAGACUGUCACCGACACCACCACCACCACUGCCUAA